Messenger RNA from Aureobasidium uvarum, 1797 nucleotides. Lineage: Eukaryota; Fungi; Ascomycota; Dothideomycetes; Dothideales; Saccotheciaceae. The record is from the annotation of a GenBank genome assembly.
AUGGAAGACGCCAAAGGCAUUAUUCCCAAUGCUGGUGCAUAUCCGUCACCUUCAGAUUCUGUCGCAACCGAAGUUGGUCAAAACUACAACCAGCCUAGAUCAUGGCCCGCACGCUUCGUCGACAGCUUCAAACGCGACCCAAAUGCACACGCGACACCGCCAGGAACUGUCGGCUCGGAUGGAAAAGUGUUUGAUGUUGAGCAGGCAAAUGCUGCGACGGCCGACUCUGGCUUGUCGAGGCACUUGAAGGGUCGUCAUUUGCAGAUGAUUGCCAUUGGUGGUUCGAUUGGUAAAGAGAAACUUUGUGCUUCACCCAUUAAGUUUUACUCACAAAAGCUUCANGGUACUGGUUUGUUCGUCGGAUCUGGUUCAGCUCUUGCCAAUGGAGGUCCUGCUUCGCUGGUCAUCGCCUAUGGUAUUAUCGGCCUGAUGCUCUACUGUACCGUUCAUGCCCUUGGAGAGAUGGCCGUUCUGUUCCCUGUGGCUGGUUCCUUUUCUGCAUACUCGACACGCUUCCUUGAUCCGGCAUGGGGCUUCUCUAUGGGUUGGAACUAUGCUUUGCAAUGGCUAGUCGUGCUCCCUCUCGAGAUCGUUGCUGCUACCAUCACCAUCCAAUUCUGGAACGACUCGAUUGACCCAAACGCUUGGGUUGCCCUUUUCUUGGUCGUAAUUAUCGCCAUCAACCUCUUCGGCGUCAAGGGCUAUGGUGAGGCGGAGUUUGUUUUCAGUAUCCUGAAGGUUGUCGCCGUUGUUGGUUUCAUAAUUCUCGGCAUCAUCCUUGAUAUUGGAGGUGGUCCUGAGGGUGGUUUCAUUGGUGGAAAGUACUGGCGNCAGUACGUACAGAACUACUCACUCACAUCCGCCUUUGCCUUUGCCGGAACUGAGCUGGUUGGUUUGGCUGCCGCUGAAACUGCUAACCCUCGCAAGUCUCUGCCUACAGCCGUCAAGCAAGUCUUCUGGAGAAUUUUCCUGUUCUACUUGGUCUCUUUGACUUUUGUCGGCCUUCUAGUUCCCUACGAUGACAAGCGUCUGCUCAACGGCAGCAGCAGUGUUGACGCCAAGGCCAGUCCCUUCGUCAUUGCCAUCAGAAACGCCGGUAUUGAUGGUCUGCCUUCUGUGAUGAACGCCGUCAUUUUGAUUUCUGUUCUCUCGGUCGGCAAUUCCUCCAUCUACGGCUCGUCGCGCACUCUCGCUGCGCUUGCCGACCAAGGCCAGGCACCCAAGAUUCUUGGAUAUAUUGAUCGCAAGGGCCGUCCGAUUAUUUCAAUUGCUAUUGCCUCUGCUUUCGGUUUCCUUGCCUUCCUCGCUGGCUCCGACAAGCAGACCGACGCCUUCAACUGGAUGCUGGCACUCUCUGGUCUCAGUUCCAUCUUCACCUGGAUCAGCAUUUGCCUUGCUCACAUCCGCUUCCGUAAGGCUUGGAAGGCCCAAGGCCACUCUCUCGAUGAGCUGGCCUUCAGGUCACAACCCGGUGUCAUUGGUUCUUGGGUCGGCCUCAUCCUCAACUGUGUCGUUCUGAUCGCACAGUUCUGGACCGGUUUCGCGCCUAUUGGAUACGCCGACAUGACGACCAGCGAACAAGUCAUGAACUUUUUCGAAGUGUACCUUGCUGCUCCUGUCGUCAUCUUGUUCUACCUCCCCUACAAGUUAUGGUACCGCACAUCGGUUAUUCGCAGCCACAACAUGGACUUGCACACUGGCAUCCGCGAACUCAAUAUCGCCGAGCUGGUUGCCGAGGAGAGGGCUGAGCAGGCUCAGUGGCCGCGAUGGAAAAAGGUGUACAAGUGGUUCUGCUAG